Messenger RNA from Ilex paraguariensis (yerba mate), 1916 nucleotides. The record is from the annotation of a GenBank genome assembly. NCBI's taxonomy places the organism in Eukaryota, Viridiplantae, Streptophyta, Magnoliopsida, Aquifoliales, Aquifoliaceae.
AGUCCAUGCAGCCAUUAAAGGUCCAACAUGACCAUCCAUAUAUCUAUAAAAACACACCCAUUUCCUGAUUAUAACCACCCAUUUUCAAUAAAACAAAGGAGAGAGGUUUAAGAGAAGAACAAAUAACAAAAACCAAAUCAUCUGGCGAAAAGUAAGGUAAAAACAAGAGUUGAUGGAACUGACGAAUCUCAUUGCCUAACACAAGAACCUAAUUGCCAGAGGUUUGAGGAUUGAGGUUUGGUUUCUUAUCAGCCACUAGUUAUUGUUAUACAUGCUUGUAUGUGUAAUAAUGUGUACAUGUGGCAAUUUUGCUGAGUGACACUAGUGUGGCUGUUUGGUUUUUUCUUGUGAUACGUGGGUUAUUUUCUGGUCAAUUAACGACAAAUGAAUGCAUUGCAAGAGUGGCUCUGUUGAGAUUCUUCUUCCUGAGCUGUGGUGGGGUUCUCUAUGGUGAUAAAAAUCAGAGAUUCUGUAAGUACUGGUUUGGAUUCUUGUUGAAGAGAACAAUAUAUGUCAGUGUCGUGUUCUCUUUAUUCAUAUGGGUCUUUUCGACCCAAGACAGCUAUUGAAAAUUGAAAAUUCGGUUAAUAUGGUGACUAGAAGAGUGGAUCUCCGAUCUGACACAGUAACAAAACCAACUGAAGCAAUGAGGGCUGCUAUGGCUAAAGCUGAAGUUGAUGACGAUGUAUUAGGUAAUGACCCGACAGCCCUUUGCCUAGAAACAGAGAUGGCGAGGAUUUUGGGCAAGGAAGCGGGACUAUUUGUUCCUUCAGGCACUAUGGGUAACCUCAUUAGUGUGCUUGUUCAUUGUAAUGUUAGAGGGAGUGAAGUCAUACUCGGUGAUAACUCUCAUAUCCAUAUAUAUGAAAACGGAGGCAUUUCAACAAUUGGAGGGGUCCAUCCAAGGACAGUUAAGAAUAACAAAGAUGGAACGAUGGAUAUUAAUCUGAUUGAAGCUGCCAUUCGAGAUCCUGAAUUCGAGAUUUGUUACCCUACUACUACGCUUAUCUGCUUGGAAAAUUCACAUGCAAACUCUGGUGGUAGAUGUCUUCCUGUAGACUACAUAAACAAGGUUGGAGAGCUGGCAAAUAAGCAUGGGUUGAAGCUUCACAUUGAUGGGGCUCGGAUCUUUAAUGCAUCAGUUGCACUUGGAGUACCUGUUCAUAGGCUUGUUCAGGCUGCUGAUUCUGUUUCGGCAUGCCUAUCAAAAGGCCUGGGUGCUCCAGCUGGAACUGUAAUUGUUGGUUCAAAAAGCUUUAUUGCCAAGGCUAAGAUUCUUAGGAAGACGUUAGGUGGUGGAAUGAGACAGGUCGGUGUCCUGUGCGCAGCUGCUUUGGUUGCAUUGCAAGAGAAUGUUGCAAAGCUUGAAGGUGAUCACAAGAAAGCUAAGGUUUUAGCUGAGGGACUGAACAAAAUCAAAGGACUAAAAGUGGAUGUUACUUCUGUGGAGACCAACAUUGUAUAUUGUGAUAUAUUGGAGGGGACAAAUAUUACUGCACCCAAAAUUUGCAUGGCUUUGGAAGAACUUGGUAUACUUGUGAUGCCAGAGGGUUUAUCCAGAAUAAGGAUUGUGUUUCACCACCAAAUUUCAGAAAGUGAUGUGCAGUACACCCUGUCAUGCAUUCAGCAUGUUGUAACUGGAACCCCACAUGAAAAUGGUGACACGUGAGAUAAGUUCCUCUCUUUUUAGGGCCAUCUCCAUCUUCUGCAAUGGUGUUACAGCUAUGGUGACAAAAAAGUCAUCUUGGUUUCAGAACCCUUUUAGCUGAUCUAUUAUGUAUGAAUCUCCAAUAAAGUUCUUCAAGUUUUUAUAUGCUCUCUGUUGCUAUGUUUGCCGUACCUAAUCCAGGAAUGAAAAGUUUAAUAUGGGAAAAGCUUUGAUAUUGAUAUGUCUCUGGUCUACAUAUCAUAGUGUG